AUGUGCUGGUCAUUCGAAGUCUCCCUGGUGUUUGGGACGCUGGAGUUGCUCACGAUCUUUGUACUUCUGCGAAGGAACCAGCACCAUGAUCGGUGCUUGGCUACUCUUCUGUUCCCAAUCAUGAUGCAGGAGUUGUGCCAGAUGAUGAUUUGGCAGUACGUCGGCGAAAAUGCUUCCACGUGCCCAGCUGAAAACUUUUUUUGGGGCAAGGCAGCAAACUUGUUUUAUGAGUCCGUCCCGCUGUUUGCCAACAUAGCUGCCUGGCAAUGGUUGUGGUGGAAGCUGCCAGACAAGUGGACAUGGGACAUCCAUUUGCUCAUUGCAUCGACUGUGCUUGCAUUCGCUGGAUAUGUGCUUAGUGCUACAAACCGUUUCUAUGUGCUUCCGCCUGCGUGCACUUUCCCGGGACCCUGUGGUCAUCUUCUCUUCUUCCCGCAGGAGAAUGCAAUCGUGGUCCCGCUCGGCGGCAUUUACUACAUGUUUCCUUUGUUUGCUGCUGGGGUGAUUGAUGCCGGAGACGGCAGACUGCGGGGACGUUGGGGCCUAGGCGGCGUGGCUGUACUUGGAGUCAUCGAAACAUUCACGGCCGUCUUGUACUUCAACAACCAGAUGCCAUCGUUUCUGUACCGGGAGACAUGUAAUCCAGAUGAGUUCUACUCUACCUGGUGCUGGCAGGCGUAUUUUAUUGCGAUUUGGGCUUUGCUGGAAGUCUGGAUUUACCGGAAGGUCGUUGACCCAAACUGGCAAGUACCUGGGCCCAUGUCCAGUGGUCUACCAGAUUCUGAGGGAGAGCGGUCUUCCCUCACGGCACCUUGA
Molecule: messenger RNA, 816 nt
Organism: Symbiodinium natans
Lineage: Eukaryota; Dinophyceae; Suessiales; Symbiodiniaceae
Source: the annotation of a GenBank genome assembly